CUUCCCAAGGCACCAGGUCACUUGGACCUUGCUACUUCCUGCUCUUCAGUCCACAGUUCAGACUAUGGAGCUGUGGGUGCAGCUGAAGCAGGCCGGACAGGAGCCCGUUGGGUUGGGUCCACUGCCCCAGGCUCUAAGGAUGGCCCCACCAGAGGGGAACCCUGGCCAGACCCUUCUGUCCUCAGGGACAGAACCUGGGGGUGCCACGGAACUGCUGCUGUGGAUCUGGGAGGAGCUGGGGAACCUGCGCAGAAUAGAUGCCCAGCUGUUGGGACAGCUGUGUAAGGUGGGACUGGAGAUGGAGUUUCUUCGGGAGGAGCUGGUCGCCAUCCUGGAAGAGGAGCAAGAGGAGCAGGAGGAAGAGGAGGAGGAGGAGGAGGAAGAGGAGGAGAGCUGUGUUAAAGAGGACAAAGGGCCCCGGGGCAGGCAAGAGGACGGACACUCAGGGGCCUCCUAUCCAGCCCAGCUCCUCCCUGACUUUGAGAUGACCAUCUGAGGUGAUUUAGAAUCAAUGGUGCUCCUGCAGCAGAUAGCUCUCCCCAAAGAUGUGCAGUGGCAGAUCCUAGCAGUGGCCUGGGUGCUGUGGGCAGGGUCCGUUGUAGAAUACGGAAGGCACAGAAGCCAUAGGUCUGUCUGUAGAAAUGUUUCUAGUGUGGCCCGGACACCCAGUGCUGGCAAAGCGAUAGAGCAUGGGCAGACAGGAUGGAAGGCCAAUUCUGCCUAAUGUGGUAGGUGCAACGGUCACUAAGCAAUUGGAACAAGAUGGGUUGAGAUUGAGAUGUGGAAAAUGACAAAGUUC
Molecule: messenger RNA, 799 nt
Organism: Acomys russatus (golden spiny mouse)
Lineage: Eukaryota; Metazoa; Chordata; Mammalia; Rodentia; Muridae
Gene: Erich4
Product: glutamate rich 4
Exons: 2
Coding region: 65-496 (143 amino acids)
Source: RefSeq, a predicted model, not a curated record